Messenger RNA from Ixodes scapularis (black-legged tick), 3373 nucleotides. Its product is annotated as store-operated calcium entry-associated regulatory factor. The record is from RefSeq and is a predicted model, not a curated record. Bases 2324 to 3244 code for a protein of 306 amino acids. Lineage: Eukaryota; Metazoa; Arthropoda; Arachnida; Ixodida; Ixodidae. Gene Ontology annotation, cellular component: endoplasmic reticulum membrane. Gene Ontology annotation, biological process: regulation of store-operated calcium entry. The transcript is spliced from 8 exons.
AUCCUUACGCCAAACGCCGAGCGCCGGGAAUCUGCCGUCAGAGCGGUCACACUCUGUCCGCGCAAAACAGAGUUGAGCGGCGCAUUCGUUUCUUACGUCUUUCUGCAUGAUCAUGAUGAAACAACACGUACACCCUAUUUUCGACCACAAAGAGUUACUACACUUCACUCUUACGCACUUAUUAAAACCAUAUACGAACAUAAACCUUCGAUGAUCGAUCGGCUCAGAAUUGUUUCUCGCUACCACCGCUAGGGGAUUCUUUUCGGCUUCUGGUUGGUCAAGAGAGCAUGCCAAGCCCUCUUUCCGAGUCUGCCGCACGCCCUGGCUCUGCCCGCACCUCCCAUUGACCAAACUCUCUACAUAUACGGCUCUGGUUGUAGCCGAGUGGCAGCGACGAGAUCUGCGUGUAGAUGUCCAGGAAGGCGUUGCCGUCCACGUCGUACAAGUAAUUUCCGAUGGAUUUCUCGUAGUCCACGAACAUCUGCACGGCGCCCGCAUUCUGGAUGCCGUUGAGCUCGCUCUUCAGGGCCUCUGACUUGGGUCCCGGGAAGGAGGACGUAAGCAGCCGGGGUUCCGUCGGUUCCGCCGCAGUGCUGCUGCCGCCCCAUCGGCGCGCGACAUAAGACUGGCGUCUGCUAGCGGCAAGCAGACACGCGCCGAGGCAGCGCGACACCGUCGCUGGCACACUGUUGAGCACGCGAUGCAUCUUCGGAACGUUCGCCGAGAAGCUUGUGGCUUGGGCAGAUGUUCUGGGGUUUAGGGAACAGGAUGCUGGCGGCGAUCUUCUUUUUCAGUACGGUUCCACUGCGAUCGACGACACCGAAACCAGCGCAUUUAUGCGCAGGCUAUCGGGCCAGCGCUGAUCGGGCGUAGUUAGAUCAGGGACGUCCGCUAGGGCAGCUCCGCGGCGCUGUUGUCGGGAAAUGGCAUUCUCAAUGCCGUUUCAAUUGGAGCCUCCGAGGAAGCAUUUGUCGGGCUGCUGUGAGGAAUAUGUAUGCCACAUUAAUUUCGUCCGAGAUAUUCGUGCGCUAAACAAGAGUUAGUUUAAAAGGCAUGGGUGUAUUUACUUACAUCCGUACUGCUCCACAGAGGAUGCGCACUGACAAUAUUAGUAUGAUUUAAUCGACGUUAUAUAUAACCACGAAUGUCGAAAAACAAAAGGCCGAAAGCGAGUAUGCGAUUGUUUAAGCUCCGCAUUCAGCGCGAACUUUAUGCCCUUGCUAACAGAAAUGUGAACGCGCAAGCACGCGCAGAACAUGAGUGAAAACGGUGAAAACCAACGAGGUACCAAUCCGCUUUUCGAGGGUACAAUAAAUUCAACAUGCUACUUCUACAACGCUGCAAAAAAUAUCGCCAAAUAUCAAACGCAGAUACUGCUCGGUAAAUAUAAUCGCGAUGUUCCGCUGGAAAGCGAGCGGUCAGGGGGGUCAGGGUCCCGUGACGUAGACUAUCGCACUACUGUAUUUUCUAUUUUAUUUUCGAGUCCUUUUAGAAGUAACACGACUUUUGACUGGGCUAGUUUGUUGCUAUUAGACAUAAUUAAAAUAGCGAGAACUUGACAAGGAAAAAGAAGGCACACGUCUGGCGUUGCGCCAGUCCUGUCGUACGUGUACAUUUUUUGUCCUUGUAAAGUUCGCGCUAUUUUAACCAUGCCCUUAGAUGAUUUGCCUGGUGUAAUGGCCUACAACGUCCUCCGUCCCCCUUGCCCGUCCCCAACCCUUGUUUUUUUUACUAUUUUACAUUAAUAAAAAAAUAACUAGCAAUAAAAAUGUCAUCGUAUGCACCCACAUCUUUGUAACCGCAAUUUAAAAAAAAAAAAUAAAGAGAGGUUUAUGUUGAAUAAAAAUAAGAAAUCUUUUUCUCGAUAUUAAACCGAAACUAAGACGCACUUUUGACUCUGACUGGUAAAAUUUGUUUCUCCAAAGUAGAUGACAAAACUGUUUUGUUUCGCUUCAUUUUAAAGCAUUAAAUUUUUUUUUUGUCAAAAUUAUAAUUUAUUUAAAACAGGCACCAUCUAACUUCUGCCUCUCAGCAAGUGGCUGAGAGGCCGAAGACGCUGGAAACCCUGAUAACCUAUCAGCGCCAUGCUGUGUCCGAAAUCGAAACCAAAUCGCUCCUUUCGCUUCUGUACCAUCUGUACUCUGUACUUGCAAAGCCGCUUGAGCACUUGAGUGACUUCACUACUUGUGCUAAUUGUGCUGUGCAGACAACCGGGUGAACCUUUAGCGAAGAUUAGGUUACUCCUGUGGACCUGUGAUUUUCUUAAUUGAAGUCUGGAUUCUCAAUAGGUGUUUAGCUAACAACUCCGAGGGCAGGGUUGGCGAUGGAGGCGUCAGGUUCGAGUCUCUUUAGCCGGUUUGUUUGGAUCGGUUUGCUGCUGCUGGGAUGUGCAUCUUUGGCUGUUCACGCGCACCGCAAGGUGAAGUUGAGCGACGUGAAGACGUUAACGCUGAGUCACGGAAGCUACACCACGGGUCGGAGGUCUAGUCCCAUCCCACAGCUGCAAUGCGUGGGUGGCAGUGCAGGCUGCACCAGUCUUCCGCCAACGGUGCAGUGCUAUAACAAGGGCAGUGACGGCAUUGACAUCCAGUGGGAGUGCAAGGCAGAUCUGCCCAAAUCGCUCAAGUUUGGCCACAUUGAAGUUGCUUGUGAAGGGUACGACUACCCUGAUGACCCCUACAUUCUACAAGGGUCAUGUGGAUUGGAGUACAAGUUGGAGAGAACUGGCCACAGUUACGGCGAAGACAGCCAAUCACACAGCUACUACGGCCAGAAAGGGAAGUCUUCGUCCUUCCAGAAUGUGUUGUUCCUCGGUGUGCUCUGCUUCAUCAUCUACGUCAUCUACAAGAGCUGCAUGACCAACGCGGCGCAGCGUGGCGCGGACGGCUACACGGACAUUCCUCCUGACGAUCCCACCUCUGGACCGAGCGGACGUCGAGGGUUCUUUGGUGGCGGUGGGUCACCGCCGCCACCCGGAUUCAGGCCAGACUACCACACCGACGCCAGUUGUGGAAGCGGAGCGGGGCUUGGAGGCCGCGGAGGGUCUGGCCUCGGAGGAUUCUGGUCCGGCGCCGCCGCUGGAGGACUGCUGGGAUAUAUGUUUGGAAACAGGGGGAAUACCGGGUAUGCGUCGUCUGGCUUCGGCUACCCCCGUGAAGGCACCUUUUCAUCGGCGCCGAGUUUCUCUUCUUCUUCGUCUGGAACGUACAGCUCAAGCGGGUUUGGAGGGACACGCCGAAGAUGAAGGCUUCUCCAAAGAUGUGUUUUUUGCGAUCUCGUCAAUAGUCGGAUUCAUAAAUUAUUGAGCAUGUUUCCUCUUCACAUGUCAUCAAAUGUACAAAUGCCAGAAAAUAAAGCCACCUUUUACAUUAAA